UAGUUAAAUACCUAAUUUAACGUAAAAUCGCUUCGUUUCGACGUACAAAAAUCAAUCUGUCAAAAACGCAGUGAUGCCAACGUACUGUGUUUGACGUCUGUCAAUUAAUCAAAUCAUGAAUAUUCUGCCCAAAAAAAGGUGGCAUGUUCGAACGAAGGAUAAUAUCGCCAGAGUUCGCAGAGAUGAGGCCAACGCGGCUGAGGAGGAAAAAAAUAAACAAGAACGAAUAAAACUUGCUGAGAGAGAAGCAAGAAGGGAAUUAUUACUACAAAAAUCCAGAUUAAACACUGGUUACAAGGAGUUUAUCCCUCUCGAAGAAUCUUCAACAGAAAAUUUAGAACAUGUAAAUCUUUUUCGCGAUAUUGAAGAGGGAACAGCAGAACAGAAAAAAUCGAAUAAAGAACACGAUAAAGAGCAAACGCAGGAGAAGGAAAAAUACGAAAAACAAAUAGGUUAUUUAACGUAUUUAGGGCAAGAUACAAACGAGGCUUUAGGCAAGAAAAGUUGGUAUGAAACUUUACCGGAUAGACAUGGUAAAGGGGAGGUCAAUUUAAAAACUAAAUUGAGGGAGGAUCCCCUGAAUGUAAUUAAAAAAUACGUGGAAAUGGGAAAAGCAAUUGAAGAAAAAAACUCUAAAUAUGUUAGUCCUAUAAGUAAUGUUGUUAUGGAAGAAAAAAGUGUUUAUGUGAGUGAUAAAAAAAGAAAACGUCGUGAAAGUUCCAGCGACGAAAAAGCUCCCAAAAAACACAGACACAAAAAGCACAAGAAACACAAAAGAAAAAAAGUUGAGAGUUCGUCAGAUUCUGAAGAGGAAACGGCUAAAAAAGUUAAUCUGGAAAUGUUAAGGAUGCAGAGAAUUAAACGGGAGAGGGAAGAACGAAAAAAGGCGGAACAGCUUUUGCAGGAUUUAAAUCCCAAGAAAAGUGAUGACAACAAAACUAAAAGUAGACCCCAAGUGCAGAGGAAAUAUAAUUCACAGUUUAAUCCUGAUCUGGCUAAACAAAAUUAUUAUUGAAAUUAAAAUAAAAAAUUUUGU
Molecule: messenger RNA, 1036 nt
Organism: Brassicogethes aeneus
Lineage: Eukaryota; Metazoa; Arthropoda; Insecta; Coleoptera; Nitidulidae
Source: the annotation of a GenBank genome assembly